Messenger RNA from Camellia sinensis, 1758 nucleotides. NCBI's taxonomy places the organism in Eukaryota, Viridiplantae, Streptophyta, Magnoliopsida, Ericales, Theaceae. The record is from RefSeq and is a predicted model, not a curated record.
AUGAGUUCGGGUAUGGGAAGUUUAGGUUCAACAAGUGGUACACCAAUUGAAGAAGAUGAUCAUGCUCCUCUUUGGUGUUAUGUUACAAAACUAGAAAAAAUGGGAGAAGGAGGUGGUAAUACUAGGUUUAAAUGCAAUUACUGUCAAAAUGAGCAAAGGAAAAUUGAAGAAGCUGAGAAAAGGUUAAAGAUGGCUAUGCCUAAUAAAGUUCUUUUACCACCUUCCACUUGCCAAUCUACUUCAAUAGGUUCAGGGCCUUUAGAUACUGGAGGAUUUAGGAUGGAGGGGUAUGAGCCAAGAAAAAGAAAGACUACUGGAACUUCUGCUCUAGAAAAGGCAUUCAACCCAGUUAUUCGGGAACAACUGCAUUCUGAGAUUGCUCGCAUGUUUUAUUUAGCGGGGUUACCUUUUCAUUUAUCAAGGAACCCAUAUUAUGUUAGUGCAUUUCAAUUUGCUGCCAACAAUCCAAUUCCUGGUUAUGUACCACCCGGUUAUAACUUGCUGAGGACUACAUUGCUUCAGAAGGAAAGGGCUAAUGUAGAGAGGUUGUUGGAGCCAACUAGAGCAUCAUGGAAGGAAAAAGGGUUGAGUAUUGUUUCAGAUAGAUGGAUUGAUUCUCAAAGAAGGCCCCUUAUUAAUUUUAUGGGAGCAUCAGAAGCUAGGUUAGUGUUCUUGAAAGCUGUUAAUUGUGAAGGUGAGCAUAAAGACAAGUUUUUUAUUUCCAACUUAAUUAGUCAAGCAAUUGAAGAAGUUGGACAUCAGAAUGUCAUUCAAGUCAUUACAGAUAAUGCUCCCGUGUGUAGUGCAGCUGGUUUACUGAUUGAAAGGGGUAAUGCUUUUGCUUAUGAUGAAUGUCACUGGAUCACACUUUGUGUUGAUGAUGUGAUGUUUAUCAAAAACUUCAUCAUGAACCAUUCCAUGCGGCUAGCUAUUUUCAAUGAAUUCGUACCCUUGAAGUUGCUUGCUGUUGCAGACACACGUUUCGCAUCUGCCAUUGUCAUGCUCAAAAGGUUUAAACUUAUAAAGCGUGUCCUCCAAUCAAUGGUUAUUAGUGACCAGUGGGUUUCUUACAAAGAAGACAAUGUUGGGAAAGCAGCAUCUGUGCAGGAAAAAUUAUUGAAUGAUGUGUGGUGGGAUAAGAUUGAUUAUAUUUUGUCUUUUACAUUGCCUAUCUAUGAGAUGCUUAGGUUUUGUGACACUGACAAACCAUGCCUUUACUUAGUCUAUGAAAUGUGGGACACCAUGAUUGAAAAGGUGAAGGCAAGCAUCUUUAGGCAUGAAGGGAAGCUAGAUCAUGAGGAAUCAAUCGUUUAUUCCGUUGUGCACAAUAUACUAGUUGAGAGGUGGGCCAAAAGUAACACUCCUCUUCAUUGCCUUGCACAUUCUUUGAAUCCGAGGUAUUAUAGUUCAACGUGGCUCAAUGAAAAUCCCAAUUGUGUCCCUCCUCAUAGGGAUGAAGAAAUUUCAAGUAUGAGAAACAAGUGCUUCAAGAAAUACUUUUCAGAUUUAGAGGAGAGAAGGGUUGUAAAUGUGGAAUAUGCCAAGUUUUCAGGAGGUUUGGAUAUGUUUGGAGAUUUUGACUCAAAGAUUGAUAGAGGAGUAUUGGAUCCACUUAUUUGGUGGUUUACACGUGGGUCUCCUGCUCCUAUGCUUCAAUCUUUAGCAUUAAAAUUUCUUGGCCUGCCAUGUUCCUCAUCAUGCUGUGAAAGGAAUUGGAGCACCUACUCCUUUAUUCACUCCAUGAAAAGAACAAAAUGA